Molecule: messenger RNA, 7207 nt
Organism: Oncorhynchus mykiss (rainbow trout)
Lineage: Eukaryota; Metazoa; Chordata; Actinopteri; Salmoniformes; Salmonidae
Source: RefSeq, a predicted model, not a curated record
AUUAUAAUUUUGUGAUAAAAUUUCAAGGAAAAAACACACACAACCUCCUUCCUCCCUUCCUUCUGGGGGGGAAUAGAGUGAGAGUGGAGAGAAAUAUAUCUGAGACAGAACAGGGACAGUGAGAAAAAUAUAUGAGUGGGAAAGGAGGGAGGGAGGAGGAGGAGGGGGGAGCAAAUUAAAAGUUGCCAAAUGGAGAUAUUGGGUUUCAAGAAGAGUGAGACAGGAGUAAGGGUUUGCCUUCUUUCAGUCGUCUUUAUGUUAUGCUAAUCGAAAUAAAUAUUUAUGUCUCGACGCUGUUUAGUCCGUUUAACCGUGUCAACGAAUUAUGUCCGACGUUUCUAAAUAGGCGACAACGGAGCUAACCAAGAACAGGCCGAUGUUUACCAGUUAAAAAAAAAAAAUCCUCGGUCAAAUAAGUAGCCCCAAGAGCUGCUUGAUGGAAAUCGCCACGCUCUAGUAAAUUCCACGAUUUGAAAUACGUCUGUUCAGCAAAUCGAGAGAAAUGUGACGUUUUGCAUGCUGGCAGAUGAGCUAAAUACUGUAGAAGACGAGUGGUAGCUUUUACCCCAACAGAGAAGGAGCACGUCAGCUAGAGGCUGGAAGGACAGGCUUUUUUUGUUGUUGUGCUCCAAUACGAUUCAUUGUCUGUCGAUUCAGUCUAUAUUUUGGGGGACAUAAAAAAAAAAAAUAGCAAGCUAUACAUUAACUGGCUUUGUUAACGACGCCGAAGAUUGAGCGUCGUGCCACGACUGUCGUUAGCUAGCGGUUCGACUCAGCACAAUGCUAAGAUUUGGGAGGGUGUUAUUGCCAUGUCGAAAUUCAAUUGGAGCAAAAAUGUUUCGACUAUUCUUCGGAUGAGCUGGUUUAGCUAUCUCUUCUUAUACGCCUACUCCGACCACUGGGCGAGUUGUAGGGGGGGAGAGGAAAUGCUAUAUUGUGUGUUUAUUUUUGCAUUUAUUGGCCAGCUAGCUGACUGAGUUCAAGCUAGCUGCUCGUUUUCCCACAUUCGGCCAAAUGUAUCUAGUCAAAUCUUUGAUAUUUCCAAGCCAACUGACAGGUUUUUUUUGACACUGCGUAUGAAUUCGGACAGUUAAACGUUAUUUGACACGUAUAAAUGCAAUGUUUAGUGGUGCUAGCUCGCCGCUAUGGCAUAAAAUAACCCAAAUGAAAUGGGCAGAGGGACAUUAUAAAGCUAGCUAGUCGCGUAGCCGACAUACUACGACGCCAUCAGAUUAUUUUCAACUAAUCUUUCGUUAACUAACAAUACUUGAAGGGACCAUCCAAGAGCGGGUAUAUCGGUUUAAUGUGUGAAGUAAAAUAUAUUGUUUUGUUUCCUUUUUGGGGGGUGGAAAACUGCAUAUAAAGUGCCACGCUUAUCUGCGUAUGCCACAUGUUUUGUUAAGGACAAACAUACAAACUAGCAGCCCAACUAUAGAAAAUGCAACUAGUUUCGCCAUUUCAAAACGGCCAGUUAGAUCUGAUUAACCAUAUUCGUGUAAUUCCCUUUACAUUGAACUACUCAAUUGUAGCUGAGACUUUGUCGCAUUGUUUUGAGUCUCAUCAUCAGGCUUUUCUUUCUCAAAUAAAGAUGGUGGCGGAGUCGCCAUUUUGUUUCAGACUGACACGGGAGUAAGAGGCUACAUCACUGACUGGACACAAUGUAUCAGAUUUGUAAUUCGACAUGACAUCGAAUGAAUGAUACAAAUAAGUUUGAAAAAAAUACGUCUAUAAUUGGGACACAUCACAGUAUAUUAGGCCCCCUACACUGGCAAUCCAUUUUUCAAAGCCCAACCUUGUUUAACUCGGCCAUUGCGGCUCUAUGAAUGAACCAAAUAACAGGUUCGCCCUUGAGAAUAGUAUGAUACUAUUGCUAUUCACUGUUCUAUGGCCCCUUCCGUCACAAGACGACGGUCAACAUCAUAGGAGUUAGUUCUGUGGAAUGUCUGCUAUAAAAUGCUUUCUAAACGUUCAACUCCCAGACAACCUUGAAAUUGAACAGGGUGGAGUUAUUUACACCGAUGGCCAUCUUCAUUCUAUGGGAGGUGACAGGAGAGACGACCAAUAUGCAGGAGAAGGGUAGGGUUCGGGAGCGUCACUCCCGGUCUGCUGUAGAGAGCAUGGUGCUUGCAACGCCAGAAUAAUGGGGUUGUUUGCACACGACUGUAAAUCGCUUUGGAUAAGAGCGUCUGCUAAAAUAUCCUAUAUUAUUACUCUCAGGGAAUCUGGAUACUAGGUGGAGGGAUAGGGGCAAUACUGUACGUACUGUUCUCUUAACCUCCCUCUCCCUUUCCUGUAUCUCUCCCAUCUGUCUCUCUCACCCUGCUCCCUUCUACUCCAGCACAGAAAAUAAAGGGUGGUUAAUUAAUGAUUCCAUGCCCGCUGUCAGAAAGCUGUGAGUGUUUUAUUUCGUCAUCACCAACUGUCACCACACACCACUUCCUCUUUAUUGGCCCACUGUCAAUGUUUCUGCAUUGCUCUUUAGUGCUCAUAAGCAUUCAUAGGAAUUGUUGCCUCUAUCUAGAGUAGUGACGGGUUUGAAUAAAAACUCAUAUUGCAUUUGAGCAUUUUACAGAAUGUAUACAGUUAAAAGCCUUAAUAGAAUAUUUUCCACUUAUCCUUCAUUCCAUUACACAUCAUUUUUCUCACAUCAUCCUCCACUCUGCUCUCAUCCAACCCUCCUCUCAGUUCGUCCCUCUCUGCUUUCACCUCUCCCAGGUGUCAUGGAUGAUGAGGACGAUCGCCGUCUUCUGGAUAUUAUAGGAGAUGUGCAAGCAUUGAAUGACUACCUCCACGGCUCCACCAACAAGUCUAUUGAGGAGGAUGAUGUGACGAACGCAGUGUACGGCUCUGCUGGAACCUUCUUCACUAGUAACACUGCUGGCUCUAACUCCGGCCUCAAAGAUGGCGAGUUUGAGGAUUCAGCGGGUGCUGGCCUCCAGCUUUCCAGCAGCCUAUCGUUCAUCGAGGAUGAGCUGGGGGGAGGAGCCUCUCCAGGAGGAAUGGAUCUUGGAGGAGGAGAGGACCAGCACUUUGACAUCCUGCAGAAGUCUCUCAUGGAGGCAGACAUCACUGAACAGACUCUGGAACAGGAGGCCAUGCUAGACUCCCAACCACCUCCCCCUCCGGCCCCCUCCCCAUUCCCCGCCCAGCUGGUCUCGGGGGGGUACAGUGGCGGGGUCACCACGGCGACAGCAGCGUUUCCCAGUGGUCAGUUUCUCCAGGGCGUAUCCCAGGUGUCCCAGGUGUCCCAGCUGCACAACGGCCAGGCAGGGGGGCACAUCCAGGUGUUGGGGUCCUUCGGAGGUGGAGGGGUCCAACAGAUCCUCCUCCGGCAGGGUGGGGAGAUCGGGGGGGUGAUGGGGGGAGUAGCAGCAGGGGGGCAGGUGUUCGCCGCCUCCUCCCAAGUGGGCCAGGUGAACCAGGUGGGCUUGCCCUUUAAAAACAUCCCCCUGCAGAACAUCAUCAUCCAGAGAGGACAAGGGGGCACCCAGGCCCUAGUCAGACCUAUCCAGCCCAAACCCCUUCAAGCUGGGGCUCAGACAGUCUACAGCCUGGGACUCCAGACCACAACCACCACCAUGGUUAACACUGCGGCCCAGGGAAACUACACAGCUAAUGGCUCCAUCCUGGUCCACUCUCCGCUGGGGCAGCAGAACCAGGGACAACAAGUCCAGGCCAAUCUGGCCCCAGGGCAGUACCUGGUCCACCACAAUGGCUCCUCAGACCCAUCCCAAUCAACCAUGGUAGCCAAUCAGAACACAGUGCAGCUUGUCACCGGGCAGAACUUCACGGCGACGGCGGGUGGUCAGCUGAUCCAAGUGGGAGGCAGUCAGGUGGGAGUAGGAGGAGCCAUGACCCAAAAAUGGCAGACUUUUCCUGGUACUAGCCCUGCCCCCAUCCAGGCGGCAUCAAAUCAGGGGUGUCUGACGCUGGUUGGCACGGCGACCGCAGGGGUUCGGGGUCAGGUGUCGUGCAGCCCAGUGCAGCGCCUCGCAGUGACUCAGAACAGCAGCUCCCUCUCCCCCAUGUCUCUCUCUGGUACUGGUACUGCCACACAGGAUGAGGAAUACUCACAGGCUCAGACACAGCUCGUCAACCUCCUUGGAAACAAAGCUGUGAAAACAAUGACCUCCGUGAGCCAAGACUCCCUGCUAAACACACAGGUCAGCGCUCAGAAGAGGCAGGCCCCUCAGCAGCUCACCAGAGGAGCAAUGAUGCUACAUCAGUUGACGAUGGAUCGUUCAGGGGUUCUGUCACCUGACAUCACCCGCUUCACCUCAUUGGACGACGCACUGCACAGACUCCUCCCUUACCACAUGUUCCACGGUGCUCCGCCCAACAAGGAAGAGUUUUCUCAAGUGGAUGAUGAGUUUGAGACGAUGGCGACUCAGGUGUUGAAGAGGACCCAGGUUAUGAUCAACAAAUACAGACGACUGCUGAUGGUGGAGGCUGAGCGCUCCAGUCCCUCCUCAGAGAUGGUGAUGAUUGACAGGACCUUUAACCAAGAGGAACGGCAGAACCUGACACAGGACAAACGUAUGAUACUGGUUGACCCAGAUGGCUUCUUGGAAGAUUUCUGUUGUGCGGUGAAGCCGUCUCUCCUCUCUCCCCCCUGCCUCCCCUUGGACCCUCUCUCCUCCCCCUCGUCCAGCCAUGGCCAUAGACAGUCAGUGGGGGGGUUGAACACAGACCCCCCUCACAGGACAGACCCCCAGUCAGGCUAUGGAGACCCGGGGGGAGGUAGUGGGGGAGGAGGAAAAGACUCUUAUAAGAGUAUCAUUGACCUGAAGAGAACUCAACAAAGCAACUAUGGAAACAAAGCUGCUUGUAGCAACAACAACAACAGCAACUAUCACCUUGGAAACGUGGCUGCUACGGCCACAGCGGCAGUGUCGACAGGGACGGAACAGACUCAGCACCUGUCUCACCUGCCCUCUCACCCCCAGGUCCCCCUACCACUCCCUCCCACCCCGCCCGACACAGACUCGGUUCUAGAGGCAGCCGUCAACAGCAUUCUAGAAUGUUAGAGACUGACAGGCAGACGUGCCCAUCACUCUAUCCUUCCAUUCCUCCAUCUCUCAUCCUCCCAUCCUUUCCCCUCAGCUCGCUCCAGGGAUUACAUGCUUGUUGUUUAUUUUCUCCUUCUCUCUCUCAUUGUCAGUCCACUUCAACCAGCUCUGAGUUAGUUACAGCCAUAGAAAUAUAAUCUAGAUUGUAUUUCUAUGGUUACAGUAUUAUAUUUACUGUAGGACAGCCAGGUGUCAUGAUCUUUGUGACAUCAUAUCCUGUUGGGUGUGAGUGGGGAGAGGAUGCAAAGAUUGUCUAUUAUAUUGAUAAAAUAGUCGAUUGACUGCUCUAACAAUGGAAAUAUAUGUCCUCUAAGAUGGAAGGCAGGUGGGAGGUGGCGAGAUCAGGUAGGACUAUUUUAGCCAAUGAGAGGGCAGAUACGUGUGGGAAUAACAGGCCAUGGAGAUAGAUGGAGGACUCAUCUCUGUAUCUGUGCCAUCAUAGCAUCUGUGACAGCAUGGGCAGCGCCAUUGAGGCUAUUUCCAUUUUAAAGUAGUACAUUUUCUUCUUCAUUGGCCGAUUGCUUCCAACUCAUAGGAAUUCCCACCCAGUUGGCUAUUUUAAAAUGGUGGAAGCCCCAAUGGCCACUUUAAAACGAGUUAUAUCCACGAAGAGUUCUCUAUAUACAGUAUCUCUAUGACAACAGGUACAACUCAGAUAUUAAUGCCACGUGUGUCCACUUAUAUCAGUGCAUUUGUAACAACCUAACCAUUGCAAAACUUCUAUUUGAUCAAAUAAGCCUCAUGAAGCAAAUGAGCAAUUACAUUUUUUGUUGGCCAAAUUCGACACCCUUUCUCAUUGACCUCUAAAGAAACAUUCCUAAAUUCCUGAAACUCAAUGUUAGGCUAUGUCCCACAAAGCUGAAGUUCAGGGAGGAGGAAGAUGAUGAUUCUGUGCCUGAGAAAUUCUACAUUGUCCUUGAAAUGUUUACAUGAAGAAGCCUUGUAAGAAAUGUUAUUUUUGCACCUGACAUUAUACACCUACACAUAAAAUACAGUAGUAAUUGAUGGAUUGGAAAACUACAACAAAUAUUGUGUUUUCUACUUUUCUACUUUCUACUUCAGUCUUCACGGUAAAGUCAAACCAGAGAGACUCACUCACACUCUUGUGUCUAUAUAACGACUAAACAAGCAGCUUUUGGUUUUCUGUCAGUUGUCAUUUUCUUAUUUGGCAUUUUUCUUUUGUACCUUAAAGGUAUGUGACGCCCCUCUGCACUCACACACAUUCACUCUCGUUAGAGUGUAUUGGUGCUGGGGGGGAACUAACUCCUCAGAUUGAGGGAGAAAUGUUUUGCCGUGUUUAUCUUUUUUUGGUUUCAAUUUUUUAAUUUUUAUAAAUCACGAUUUGUGUUGUUAGGGAUGUGUGUACCAGCGAAGUUAACACGCAACCACUGUAACCAUGGUGAGAUUUAAUGACUCUGGAAGGUCAUGGGUUGUAUGUCUCUGCGUACGUACGCUGGACGAAUGUCACUCAUUACUUCGCCUGCUUAACUUUCCUCUCCUCUUCUAUCCAUCACGUCACUCAAUCCUCCUGCCCCGCCCAACAAUUAUACCCCAAUCAACAGGAGAGAGAGAGAGAGGGGAGUGUCUAUGCUCAUAAAUUGACUGAAUGAACAGACUGAAGGCUUUAGAGAGAGAACACAGCUGUCUGUUUUACAUGUUGUCUUGUCAACCCUCUGUAUUUCAGCCCUGGUCCUGACCACCCCCAUGUCUCAAAUUACACCCUAUGCCUGUGAUAGUGCACUACUUUUGACAAGCUUAUGUGGCGUGGAGCAAAAGUAGUGCACUUAAUGGGGAACAGUCGUUUCCCACAGGAGUGCCUAAGGUUGAUAAACUAGGCUCUUUCUGCCAAGGAGUGACACAUUUUUACUUCAUUACCCCCAUUUUCACUGUUUACUUUUGUCUCACUCUGUACAUGAUUUGUAUAGUUUUUAUAUAUAUCUAUAUAUAAAAAUGAAACAAUAUUUAUACUUUUUUGUAAAGAAGAAGAAUGUAAAAACAGUUUUUUUUUUGUAUUCUGUUGGCUAUGAAGUGUUCCAAGUGAAAUUGUUACAAAUACUGUGUUGUUCAUUUUUAGUUUGUGUUCACUACAACAGAAAGAGAAAAGUCAACAAUAAAUUCAUUUUGAAUACAAUCAUAAA